Carassius gibelio (silver crucian carp) is the source of this 12099-nucleotide messenger RNA. Its product is annotated as mucin-2-like. The transcript is spliced from 44 exons. Gene Ontology annotation, cellular component: extracellular matrix. The record is from RefSeq and is a predicted model, not a curated record. Gene Ontology annotation, molecular function: protein binding. Bases 91 to 11886 code for a protein of 3931 amino acids. Lineage: Eukaryota; Metazoa; Chordata; Actinopteri; Cypriniformes; Cyprinidae.
GGAGAGAGAAAGAUGUGAGAAAUUAUAUAAAAGAUGGUAUGAAAAAAAAAUCCAACAGUUCUGGAGCUGUACCUGUAGACCUCUCUCACCAUGGAGUGGAGAGCAUCCACGGUCUCCGUACUGCUUCUGGCACUUACCGGCAUUCAGGUUAAUUCAACCAUGGUCUAUCCCAGUAACCAUGUCAACAGCAUCUGCAGCAUGUGGGGAGACUUCCACUUCAAGACGUUCGAUGGAGACGUGUACCAGUUCCCAGGCAUGUGCGAGUAUAACCUGGUGUCUGACUGCCAAAGCCUCAUUCACCAGUUCUCGGUUCACGUGAAGAGAACAGAAAACAGCACUGGGCCGAAGAUCAGCAGGGUGUUGAUUACCAUCAAUGACAUCGGUGUUGAGUUGACAGAGAAACAGGUCCUAGUCAAUGAAGAAAAAGUAAAGCUGCCGGUGCAACUCGCAGGGAUUCUUGUGGAAGAGAACACAAUUUACACCAGACUCUAUUCCAAAAUGGGCAUCACUGUCAAGUGGAAUAAAAAUGAUGCUGUUAUGGUGGAACUCGACUCCAAAUAUUCCAAUCGCACUUGUGGGCUGUGUGGCGAUUUCAAUGGCGUCCCAGUGUAUAACGAGUUCAUUGACUCCGGACGGAGGAUUGGCUAUGUUGAGUUUGGUAAUAAGCACAGAGUUCGCAACCCAAUGCAUGCCUGCGAAGAUCCUUUUGAAAACGUAGAUGAGAAAAAUGUGGUCAACAAAUGUGAAAAAGUUCAGACAGAUUGUGCUGACCUUUUGAAGGAUGAGAAAUGGUCUUCCUGUCGCUGGGUUUUGAACCCUGAGCCGUAUAUCAAGGCCUGUACGAAUGAUAUUUGCUCACGUCAAACUAAAGAUAAAGACAGCAAAACCUCUGCGAUCUGUGCGUCUCUGUCUGAAUAUUCACGUCUGUGCUCUCACGCUGGAGGAGCUCCGCCGAACUGGAGAACGGCAGCAUUCUGUGCUGUGACAUGUCCCUACAAUAUGGUACAUUCUGAAAGCGGCUCCCCCUGUAUGGACACAUGCUCACACCAAAACACAAACUCACUAUGUGAGGAACACAACACUGAUGGCUGCUUCUGUCCGCCAGGAACUGUGUUUGAUGACAUUUCAAACAAAGGCUGCAUCCCAUCAGAAAGGUGUAAGUGCAAGCAUGACCACAUCUACAACACAGGAGAGAUCCUACACAAAGAUGAGGGAGAAUGUGUAUGUGAGGAGGGAGAAUGGGUCUGUACGAGUAUCCCCCGUCCUGGCCUGUGCUCUUUAGAGGAAGGAUCUCACUUCACCACCUUUGACGGGAAAGAAUUCACUUUCAAUGGAGAUUGUCACUAUGUGCUUUCAAAAGACUGUAACCAGACCAAGUUCAGCAUACUGGGGGAGAUUGCUCCUUGUUAUACUCGUCAAACUGAUACCUGUUUAAAGUCUGUUGUGGUGCUGUUUUACAACGACCUUAAAAUUCCUCUGAUUAUUAAAGCUGAUGGGUCAGUACAGCACAACGCAGAUAUUUUACUUCCUUACAUUACAGCUGACUUCACGGUUUUCAUGCCGUCAUCGUUUCACGUCAUGCUUCAGACCACCUUUGGGCUGCAGGUUCAGAUUCAGCUAGUGCCUCUCAUGCAGGUGUACAUCACUGUGGACCAAAGCCUCCAGGGCAAGACUUGUGGUCUUUGUGGAAAUUUUAACAAAGUGCUGUCAGAUGAUCUGAAGACCCCUCAGGGAGUGGUGGAGGGUACGCCGGUUUCCUUCGCAAACUCCUGGAAGUCCUCGUUCAACUGCCCCGACCGUACUGAGAGAAUGGACGACCCCUGUUCCUACAGCAGUGACAGCGAGAACUUUGCCCAGCACUGGUGUUCCAAGAUGCAGGACAAGGAAAGCCUCUUUGCCAAAUGUCACACCACUGUCAAUCCAGAGAGCUACUACAAGAGAUGCAAAUACUCCAGCUGUAGCUGUGAGAAGAGUGAGGACUGUCUGUGUGCGGUGGUCUCCUCAUACGUCCGCGCCUGUGCGGCUAAAGGAAUAUCCCUCCAAGGCUGGCGAAAAAUUGUGUGCGAGAAGUAUACAAAGAAUUGCCCAGCCUCGCAGAACUACUCCUAUCAGCUGCAGACCUGUCAGCGUACCUGUCUUUCUCUCGCCUCGGAGCGCCAAAGCUGCAGUGUUGACUUCGUGCCUGUUGAUGGAUGCGCAUGUCCAGACGGACUCUACCAAGAUGAGAAUGGACUGUGUGUACCAAGCGAAAAAUGUCCAUGUUUCCAUACCGGACAGAAAAUUAAUCCCGGCAAGUCGAUCACCGUUAGGGACGAACACUGUAUUUGUAUAAAAGGAAAACUCCACUGUCAUUCCUGGAAAAACCAAACUCAGGUAUGUUCCUCGCCGAAGGUUUUCUUCAACUGCAGUACAGCGGCCCCAGAUGAAUAUGGGUUGGAGUGUGCAAAGACUUGUUCACAACAGAAAGUUGACUGUUUCUCAGAGCACUGUCAGUCUGGCUGCCAGUGUCCUUCAGGUCUGUUGGAUGAUGGCAUAGGACAUUGUGUUAAGCCGGAUAACUGCCCGUGUAAACAUAAUGGACAGUUUUAUAAACAAGGAUCUACGAUAACCACAGAUUGCAAUAAAUGCACUUGCCAAGGGGGGAAAUGGAAAUGCACACAUUACAAGUGUCCAGGAAUAUGCACCAUAUAUGGCAGCGGACAUUACAGAACCUUUGAUCAGCAAAGAUUUGGUUUCAGUGGAGGCUGCAGUUAUAUUGCUGCUCAGAACAAUUGUGGAAAUAAAACUGGCAAUUUUUACGUGAUCACUGAGAAUAUGCCUUGUGGAACAACAGGAACCACAUGUUCAAAGGCUGUUAAAAUACUUUUGGGGAGGACUAUGCUGCUGCUUUCUGGUGGGACUGUGACAGCCACUGAUACUAAAAGUGGUCCAGAGAUCAGGUACACUGAGAGAAACUUUGGCAUGUACCUUGUCAUUGAUGCUAACAUCGGACUGACAAUUUUGUGGGACCGCAAAACCACCGUCCGCAUUAUUCUGCAACCUCAGCACAUGGACAAUGUAUGUGGCCUGUGUGGAAAUUUCAAUGGAGAUGCAAAAGAUGACUUUACCACUCAGGGAAAUUUGCCAACUACAAAUGCAAUGGAGUUUGUGGACAGCUGGAAAGUGUUAAGUAGUUGCCCAGAUGCAAAACCAGACUUUAACCCAUGCGUUGAGACCCCAAAUCGAGAGAACUGGGCAAAAAUACAAUGUAGCAUCAUCAAAGAUAUCAAGGGACCAUUCAAAGCCUGUCAUAACAAGGUGGAUCAAAACCCAUAUUAUGAUAACUGUGUGAAGGACUCAUGUGCAUGUGACACAGGUGGAGACUGUGAGUGCCUCUGUACAGCUGUGGCAGCUUAUGCUCAAGCCUGCAAUGAGGCAGACGUUUGUGUGAACUGGAGAACACCUGAGAUCUGCCCUGUGUACUGUGACUACUACAAUACCGGAACAGACGAUUGCACAUGGCAUUACAGUCCUUGUCAUACAUCUUGCUACAAAACCUGUCUCAACCCUAAUGCUACCUGCGACAACAAUUUACCCAACCUUGAAGGAUGUUAUCCAAAAUGUCCAGAGGAUAAGCCUAUUUUUGAUGAGAAAAAUCAGAUCUGUGUAGCGGAAUGUAUACCAACACCGACACCAACACCUAGCACAUCGUCUUUCCCUCCAACAACCACUACAACAAAGCCUACUACAACAACAACAAAACCUAGCACAUCAUCUUUCCCUACGCCAACAACUACAACAAAGCCUACUACAACAACAACAAAACCUAGCACAUCAUCUUUCCCUACGCCAACAACUACAACAAAGCCUACUACAACAACACCAACAAAGCCUACUACAACAACACCAAAACCUACCACACCAUCUUCCCCUAUAACAACAACUAUCACAUCAACUAGGUCUACGACAUCCUGUAUUAUAUGUGGGUGGUCUGAAUGGUUUAAUGUAUAUAAUCCUGAUUUAGAAGGAGGGAAUGACUUUGAGACUUAUAAAAACAUUGCAGAACGUGGAAAAGAAAUCUGUAAAGAGCCAAUAGGUGUCGAAUGUAGGUCUGUAAAAAACUCUAAUAUGAGCUUUGACGAUUUUAUUAAUAAGUCAAAACAAGUUGCCCAGUGCAAUGUUUCAUAUGGAUUGGAGUGUAAGAGAGAUCAACAGAAAGACCGCCCUUUUAAAUGCUUUGAUUAUGAAAUACGUGUCUACUGCUGUAUUCCUUGCUCACCUACCACUACACCGACAGCUACCACAAAGUCUACUACAACACCAAAACCUACUACACCAUCUUCCCCUACACCGACAGCUACCACAAAGUCUUCUACAACAACACCAAAACAUACCACACCAUCUUCUCCUACACCGACAACUACAACAAAGCCUCCUACAACAACACCAAAACCUAGCACAUCAUCUUUCCCUACACCAACAACUACAACAAAGCAUACUACAACAACAUCAAAACCUACCACACCAUCUUCCCCUAUAACAACAACUAUCACAUUUACAUCAACAUCAACUAAGUCUACGACAUCCUGUAGUAUAUGUGGAUGGUCUGACUGGUUUAAUGUAUAUAAUCCUGAUUUAGAAGGAGGGAAUGACUUGGAGACUUAUAAAAACAUUGCAGAACGUGGAAAAGAAAUCUGUAAAGAGCCAAUAGGUGUCGAAUGUAGGUCUGUAAAAAACUCUAAUAUGAGCUUUGAAGAUUUUAUUAAUAAGUCAAAACAAGUUGCCCAGUGCAAUGUUUCAUAUGGAUUGGAGUGUAAGAAAGAUCAACAGAAAGAUCGCCCUUUUAAAUGCUUUGAUUAUGAAAUACGUGUCUACUGCUGUAUUCCUUGCUCACCUACCACUACACUGACAGCUACCACAAAGUCUACUACAACACCAAAACCUACUACACCAUCUUCCCCUACACCGACAACUACCACAAAGUCUUCUACAACAACACCAAAACUUAACACACCAUCUUCCCCUACACCGACAACUACCACAAAGUCUUCUACAACAACACCAAAACUUAACACACCAUCUUCUCCUACACCGACAACUACAACAAAGUCUACUACAACAACACCAAAACCUACCAAACCAUCUUCCCCUACACCAACAACUACAACAAAGUCUACCACAACAAUAUCAGAACCUACCACACCAUCUACCCCUACAUCAACAACUACCACAAAGUCUACUACAACACCAAUUCAUCCCACACCAUCUACCCCUACACCAACAGCUACCACAAAGACUACUACAACACCAAAACAUACCACACCAUCUUCCCCUACACCGACAACUACAACAAAGUCGACUACAACAACGGAAAAACCUACUACACCAUCUACCCGCACAACAACACCAAAACCUACCAUACUACCUUCCCCUACACCAACAACUACAACAAAGUCUACUACAACACCAAAAGCUACUACACCAUCUACCCCUACAUCGACAGCUACCACAGAGUCUAUUGCAACAUCAAAAUCUACUACAUCAUCUUCCCCUACACCGACAACCACCACAAAGUCUACUACUACAACACCAAAACAUACCACAGCAUCUUCCCCUACACCAACAACCACCACAAAGUCUACUACUACAACACCAAAACAUACCACGCCAUCUUCCCCUACACCAACAGCUACCACAACAUCACCCAAACCUACCACACCAUCUACCCCCACAUCAACAGCUUCCACUAAGUCUACUACAACAACACCAAAACCUACUACACCAUCUUCCCCUACACCGACAACUACUACAAAGUCUACUACUACAACACUGAAACCCACCACACCAUCUACCCCGAUAACAACACAAAAACCUACCACACCAUCUUCUCCUACACCGACAAUAACACCAAAACCUACUACACCAUCUUCUCCUACACCGACAACUACAACAAAGUCUACUACAACUACACCAAAACCUACCACACCAUCUACCCCUACACCAACAGCUACCACAAAGACUACUACAACACCAAAACAUACCACACCAUCUUCCCCUACACCGACAACUACAACAAAGUCGACUACAACAACAGAAAAACCUACUACACCAUCUACCCGCACAACAACACCAAAACCUACCACACCAUCUUCUCCUACACCGACAACAACACCAAAACCUACCACACCAUCUUCUCCUACACCGACAACUACAACAAAGUCUACUACAACUACACCAAAACCUACCACACUAUCUACCCCUACACCAACAGCUACCACAAAGACUACUACAACACCAAAACAUACCACACCAUCUUCCCCUACACCAACAACUACAACAAAGUAUACUACAACACCAAAAGCUACUACACCAUCUACCCCUACAUCGACAGCUACCACAGAGUCUAUUGCAACAACAUCAAAACAUACCACAGCAUCUUCCCCUACACCAACAACCACCACAGAGUCUACUACUACAACACCAAAACAUACCACGCCAUCUUCCCCUACACCAACAGCUACCACAACAUCACCCAAACCUACCACACCAUCUACCCCCACAUCAACAGCUUCCACAAAGUCUACUACAACAACACCAAAACCUACUACACCAUCUUCCCCUACACCAACAACUACUACAAAGUCUACUUCAACAACCAUACCAUCUUCCACUGCACAGACCACAAAGUCUAUUACAACACAGACAGCUACCACACCAUCUAUCCCAACAUCAACAAUUACAAUAAAGUCUACUACAACAACAACACCAAAACCUACCACACCAUCUACCCCUACAUCGACAGCUACAACAAAGUCUACUACAACAACACCCCCAACACCAAAAUAUACCACAUCAACUUUCCCCACACCGACAACUACAACAAAAUCUACUACAACACCAAAACUUACCACACCAUCUAGCCCUACACCAAUAAUUACUACAAAGACUACUUCAACAACCAUACCAUCUUCCACUGCACAGAUCACAAAGUCUAUUACAACACAGACAGCUACCACACCAUCUACCCCAACAUCAACAAUUACAAUAAAGUCUACUACAAGAACAACACCAAAACCUACCACUUCAUCUACCCCUACAUUGACAGCUACCACAAAGUCUAUUACAACAACACCAAAAUCUACUACACCAUCUUCCCCUAUAUCGACAGCUACCACAAAAUCUACUUCAACAACACCAAAACCUACCACACCAUCUACCCCCACAUCAACAGCUUCCACAAAGUCUACUACAACAACACCAAAACCUACCACACCAUCUACCCCCACACCAACAGCUUCCACGAAGUCUACUACAACACCCCCAACACCAAAAUAUACCACACCAACUUUCCCUACACCGACAACUACAACAAAAUCUACUACAACACCAAAACUUACCACACAAUCUAGCCCUACACCAACAAUUACUACAAAGACUACUUCAACAACCAUACCAUCUUCCACUGCACAGACCACAAAGUCUAUUACAACACAGACAGCUACCACACCAUCUAUCCCAACAUCAACAAUUACAAUAAAGUCUACUACAACAACAACACCAAAACCUACCACACCAUCUACCCCUACAUCGACAGCUACAACAAAGUCUACUACAACAACACCCCCAACACCAAAAUAUACCACACCAACUUUCCCUACACCGACAACUACAACAAAAUCUACUACAACACCAAAACUUACCACACCAUCUAGCCCUACACCAACAAUUACUACAAAGACUACUUCAACAACCAUACCAUCUUCCACUGCACAGACCACAAAGUCUUUUACAACACAGACAGCUACCACACCAUCUACCCCAACAUCAACAAUUACAAUAAAGUCUACUACAACAACAACACCAAAACCUACCACGUCAUCUACCCCUACAUUGACAGCUACCACAAAGUCUAUUACAACAACACCAAAAUCUACUACACCAUCUUCCCCUAUAUCGACAGCUACCACAAAAUCUACUUCAACAACACCAAAACCUACCACACCAUCUACCCCCACAUCAACAGCUUCCACAAAGUCUACUACAACAACACCAAAACCUACUACACCAUCUUCCCCUACACUGACAACUACUACAAAGUCUACUACUACAACACCGAAACCCACCACACCAUCUACCCUGACAACAACACCAUCUUCUCCUACACCGACAACAACACCAAAACCUACCACACCAUCUUCUCCUACACCGACAACUACAACAAAGUCUACUACAGGAACACCCAAGCCUACUACACCAUCUUCCCCUACACCAAAAGCUACCACAAAGUCUACUACAACAACACCAAAUCCUACCACACCAUCUUCUCCUACACCAACAACUACAACAAAGUCUACAACUAAAACAACGUCAAAGAUUACGACACCAUCUACCCCUACACCGACACCUACCACAAAGUCUACUACAGGGACACCCAAACCUAAUACACCAUCUUCCCCUACACCAACGGCUAUCACAAAGUCUACUACAACAACACCAAAUCCUACCACAUCAUCCAGCCCUACACCAAAAGCUACCACAAAGUCUACUACAACACAAAAUCCUACAAUACUACCUUCCCCUACACCGACAACUACAACAAAGUCUACUACAACAACACCAAAAGCUACCACACCAUCUAACCAUACAUCGACAGCUACCACAAAGUCUACUUCAACGACAUCAAAACCUACCAUGCCAUCUUCCCCUACACCAACAGCUACCACAACAUCACCCAAACCUACCACACCAUCUACCCCCACACCAACAGCUUCCACGAAGUUUACUACAACAACACCAAAACCUACUACACCAUCUUCCCCUACACCGACAACUGCUACAAAGUCUACUACAACAACACCGAAACCCACCACACCAUCUACCCCGGCAACAACACCAAAACCUACUACACCAUCUUCUCCUACACCGAAAAUUACAACAAAGUCUACUCCAACAACAACAACUAAGACCACAACACCCACUACCCCUAAACACACACCUACCACAAAGUCGACUACAGCUACCACAACAUCACCCAAACCUACUACACCAAAGUCUACUACAACAACAACACCAAAACCUACCACACCAUCUACCCCUACAUCGACAGCUACCACAAAGUCUACUUCAACAACACCAAAACCUACCACACCAUCUACUCCCACACCGACAGCUUCCACGAAGUCUACUACAACAACACCAAAUCCUACCACAUCAUCUAGCCCUACACCAACAGCUACCACAACGUCUACUACAACACAAAAACCUACAAUACUACCUUCCCCUACACCGACAACAAAGUCUACUACAACAACAACAAAAGCUACCACACCAUCUUCCCCUACAUCGACAAGUACAACAAAGUCUAUUACAACAUCAAAACCUACCACACCAUCUUCAUCCACAACGUCAGCCACCACAAGGUCUACAACAACAACAACACCAAAGCCUACAACACCAUCUACCCCUACACUGACAGCUACCACAAAGUCUACUACAACAACAUCAAAACCUACAAUACCAUCUUCCCCUACACCUACAAGUACAAUAAAGUCUACUAUAACAACACCAAAACCUACCACACCAUCUACCCCGACAACAAAACCAGGACAUACCACAUCAACUAGCUCUAUAUCGACAACUACAGCAACUCCACCAGACUGUCCAGAAUGGGCCAAAAAUACCAAUGAGACCUUCUACUUGUGUAAAUGCAUGAUGGCUAGGUGCAUAAAAGACAACAACAUCGAAGUUAUCCCAUUUCAAUGCCCUCCACUGCAGAACAUCACCUGUGAAAAUGGCAAAAAACCAGUGCUUGUCGAGGAUGAGUACGGCUGCUGCAAAUAUUAUGCAUGUGACUGUUUUUGUGAAGGCUGGGGUGACCCGCAUUACAAAACAUUUGAUGGAAAAUUCUACAGUCAUCAAGGAAACUGCACUUAUACCUUAAUGGAGGAAAUUAGGCCUCAAACACAUUUGAAGAUCUACAUUGACAGUGUCUACUGCGACCUUGUUGAGCGUGUAUCCUGUCCCAGAUCUAUAAUUGUGUCUUACAACAAACUAGUCAUAAAACUCACAAAUCACAAUCUAUUAGGAGGUGCAGACCUAGAGGCUUUUGAGAACAAUGUAAAGUUACGGCUGCCAUAUGCUUAUAAUGGUGUGAGAGUUGUAAGCUCAAGCCUAGACUUGUUCUUGAGUAUUCCAUUGCUGGGUGUUAAUAUAUCAUUUGGAGCUACUGGCUUUGGCAUCAAUUUGCCAUUCCAGCAUUUUGGAAACAACACACAAGGUCAUUGUGGAACAUGUAACAACAACAAGGCUGAUGACUGCAUGAUCCCUGGAGGGAUCUUGGUGGACGACUGUGCAGUGAUGGCAGAUUACUGGCCAGCCAGUGGUGUGAAUGGGGAAGUUUGCACUCCACCAUCUGCAUUACCUUCUGUUCCAGUUAAAAACAAACUUCCAUCUAAGCAAUGCAAGGCUCAUCCUGACUGCUACCUCCUUAAUAACGAGUUGUUCAAAGCGUGCCAUUCCCAUAUACCUCCACAAAACUUCAUUUUAUCAUGUCAGUAUGACAGUUGUCAUAUGGGAAACCCUGCCGUGGUGUGUAUCAGUCUGCAGACAUAUGCCAGGGCUUGCCUUCAAUUAGGGAUCUGCAUAAACUGGAGGAACUACACUAAACUUUGCAAUAUUGAAUGUCCAGCAGAUAAAGUCUUCAAUCCUUGUGGUCCAGCUGAGCCACCAACCUGUGCUGAUAUACCUGAACAAAAAAACAUUAAAAUGCGCACGGAGGGAUGCUUCUGUCCUGAGGGCACAUUACUCUUCAACAAGAACACAAAAGUUUGUGUGAACAAAUGCGGAUGCCUGGAUUCCUCUAAAAUACCACGUGAUUUUGGUGAGGUAUUCGAGUACAACUGUGAGGAGUGUAUCUGUGAAAAGAACAGCAAAUCAGUGAGCUGUAAGCCCAAAGCGUGUCUCGAUGUCAGCACUGAGAUCUGCACUGAACCUGGCUUUGUUCUGGUCAACGUCACCAAUCCUUCAGACCCAUGCUGCAGUAAACAAGUUUGCAACUGUGAUGUCAGCAUGUGCCCACCUAUGGAUAAAAAGUGCCCAAUUGGACAUAACCCAGUCGUGAAAGUGCCAGAUGGAAAAUGCUGUCCAGAAAUCAAAUGCGAGCCAAAGAAAGUGUGCGUCUACAAAAAUAUGGUAUAUGAGCCUGGUACCAAUAUCCCCAAAGAUGGCUGUCAGGAAUGCAGAUGUACUUUGGACGUGGAUCCUAAAACGCAAUUGUUCAUGACCAAAUGUCAAUCUGUGAAGUGCAUUGAGAAAUGUGAUCCUGGUUAUGAAAACAUUAAAAAGAAGCCUGAUGACUGCUGUGGAGAAUGUGUGAAAACUCAUUGCAUUGUCAGUAUUAAUGGCGUCGAUCAUACAUUAAAGGAAGGUGAAACUUUUCCCUCUACAAAUCAAGGCUGUGACAGAAUCACGUGUACUAAAAUUAAUGGACAGUUCAUCACCAACAAAUACACAGUCCAGUGCCCUCCUUUCAACAUUUCCAACUGCCAGCCUGGCACUGUUCAGCUGUCGUCUGAUGGAUGCUGUAAUGUUUGUGUUGACCAAAUUAAGGGAUGUCGAGUACAGACCGUACGCAAAUACAUACAACAAAAAGACUGUGUGUCAGAGAAGAAAAUGGACCUGACAUUUUGUAGUGGAGACUGUUCCAGUUUUGGCAGGUACAGUGAACCUGAAUUAUCCUCUUGUACCUGUUGCCAGGCCACUCAAACAAGUAAUCGCACGGUGACACUUGGUUGCGUAAACGGAGAUAUAAUUACCCAUACAUACGUCAAUGCUGAGAAAUGUGCCUGCAGCAAAGCUAACUGUCAUAGAGAGGACGUGGGCAAGACACUCACUGAAGACAAAAAAUAAAACGCAACUAAGGACUUCCAUGAGCAGCAGCAAAUCAUCCACCCGAAGACAUUAAUUAUUUGUUAAACUUUGGGAAAAAAAUUUUAAUAGCACAUGCUUUGUUUAGCAUUUCUUAAACAUGAUCUAUAGAGCUUUUCUUUUUUCUUUGUUUGAUACACAUGUACUGUUUUGCGUGCUUAAAAUUAGCAAUUAAAAAGGCAUUUUAAAAGUAAA